UGCAUACUGGCAUAUGGUCAGACGGGAUCUGGAAAGACUUAUACAAUGAUGGGUUCUGAAGAUAAUCCUGGAGUAAGCAUCAGGUCAAUCAAGGAACUUUUACAUUUAUGCAAUGAGAGACCCAUGAUCAUGUACAAACUUAAGAUCUCCAUGCUGGAAAUUUACAAUGAAAAACUUUAUGACCUUCUUUCAAAAAUCCCCCAAAGUAGUUUGGAAAUAAGGAACCAGGGAAAAACAGUCGUAGUUACUGAUUUGACAGAAUUUGAAGUAAAAACAGAGGAAGACAUUAAAAGCAUCACACGCCUUGGAGAAAAAAAUAGGAGAGUUGCUUCUACAAAAAUGAACAUAGCAAGGUACCAAAAGAACUACGUUACUUACAGUUUCUUGUAGGUUAAAACAAAGUUAGGGUGUUUCUUAUUGUGUUAAAGAGCUUGGGCCAAAUUGUAUAUUAUAAGAAGAGACACCAUCACACAAUGUAUUAAUGUAAAUCAAAAAAUGAAUUUUCUAUUAACAGUUGCUAUUAUUUAAAAUUUUCCUCGUCAGUGUUCUAUUCACUUGAUAAUAUUUGUACACAGGAUAAGAUGUCUUGUCACAUGAAUCAAAAGUAGAAAUGCAGAACUAAGCCACAACCUACUUCAUGUGCUACAAAAUCCCAAGGUGUGUGUUUAGUCAAUGGGCUCAAUACCUGUGUGUAUACUUUUAUGUGUGUACACAUCUGUGGCGGAGUGUCCCAUCCCUUUGUGUUUAUUAGUAUUGUAUGUAGUGUGUUAAUGUUGGUGUUUAUGUAUAAA
Molecule: messenger RNA, 791 nt
Organism: Polyodon spathula (Mississippi paddlefish)
Lineage: Eukaryota; Metazoa; Chordata; Actinopteri; Acipenseriformes; Polyodontidae
Product: kinesin-like protein KIP2
Exons: 3
Coding region: 46-390 (114 amino acids)
Biological process (GO): microtubule-based movement
Cellular component (GO): microtubule; kinesin complex
Molecular function (GO): microtubule motor activity; microtubule binding; ATP binding
Source: RefSeq, a predicted model, not a curated record